Messenger RNA from Chinchilla lanigera (long-tailed chinchilla), 6169 nucleotides. RefSeq names its product IQ motif and Sec7 domain 3 (gene Iqsec3). Gene Ontology annotation, molecular function: guanyl-nucleotide exchange factor activity; protein binding. The transcript is spliced from 13 exons. The record is from RefSeq and is a predicted model, not a curated record. Gene Ontology annotation, biological process: actin cytoskeleton organization; regulation of ARF protein signal transduction. NCBI's taxonomy places the organism in Eukaryota, Metazoa, Chordata, Mammalia, Rodentia, Chinchillidae. The coding region runs from base 356 to 3151 and encodes 931 amino acids.
UCAGCCCGCGCCAGAGCAGCCGCAGCUUCAGCACCACGGACAGCUCACAGCGCAGCCUCAGCCCGGGCCCGGCGGCAGGGCUCACCCACCCCAGUCGCCCCACCAGCACCGGGUGACACUUGCGGCCGCGGCCGACAAGGAGAAGGAGCGUCCCCCGAGUUGCUGCGCUGCCGCCGGAGCCCUCCUUCAGCACAAAUCGUCGGCUGCCCUGGGCAAGGGCGUCCUGAGCAGGAGACCCGAGAAUGAGACCGUGCUGCACCAGUUCUGCUGCCCAGCUGCUGACGCCGAGCAGAAGCCUGCCUGCUCCGACCUGGCCUCCCACAGUGACGGCUCCUGUGUGCAGGCCGGUGGGGGCAUGGAGGACUCCGCAGUGGCAGCCGGCAGACCCAGUGCCCAUGCCCCGAAGGCUCAAGCCCAGGAGCUCCAGGAGAAGGAGGAGCGGCCGGGGGCGGGGGGUGCCUCCCCCAGGGCUGGCCCCCAUCGUGCGGCCUCCCCCAGCCAGCAGCAGCCUGCCCUGGCGACGGCACCCUGCUCCCACACCCCUGGCGCCUCUGAUUACGAACUCUCCCUUGACCUAAAGAAUAAACAGAUUGAAAUGCUAGAACACAAAUACGGGGGCCACCUCGUGUCCCGGCGCGCUGCCUGCACCAUCCAAACCGCCUUCCGCCAGUACCAGCUCAGCAAGAACUUCGAAAAGAUCCGCAACUCGCUGCUGGAGAGCCGCCUGCCUCGACGGAUCUCCCUCCGCAAGGUGCGGGCGCCCACUGCCGAGAGCUUGGCAGCCGAGAAGGCGCUCAUGGAAGGCUAUGGGCUCGUGGGGCUGCCACUGGUGCGCUCGCCCUCCCUGCCACCCACCUUCGCGGGCACGCUCACAGAGCUGGAGGACUCCUUCACCGAGCAGGUGCAGUCCCUGGCCAAGUCCAUUGACGAUGCCCUCAGCACCUGGAGCCUCAAGACUAUGUGCUCCCUGCAGGAGGGGGGCGCUUACCAGAUCCACCAGGCCCUGCACGCGGGCUCAGGGCAGCCUGGCCUGGAGGUCGAGAUGCAAGAGCCUGAGAGCACAGGCCCAGGGCCUGGGGAUGAGGCCGCGGAGCCUGCGGGCCUGCCCCAGGGCCACGGCGGCACGCUCAUGAUGGCUUUCCGGGACGUCACGGUGCAGAUCGCCAACCAGAACAUCUCUGUCUCCUCUUCCACAGCUCUGUCUGUGGCCAACUGCCUGGGCGUGCAGCCAGCUCAGGCCACAGCCGAGCCCGCAGCCGAGCCCACAGCCGGCAAAGGCGAGCAGGGUGAGGCCCUGGAGGUCCCUGCCACCGGCCCAGGGGACACGCCUGCAGAAGACACAGGCACAGAGGCGGCAGCGGGCCAGGCCCCUGACACCCAGCAGCCAGUGGCCACUGAGGCGGUGGCGGAGGAGGCCGUGGCCACAGAGGCAGAGGAAGAAGAGGAAGAGGCUGGGGAGGCAGGGAAAGCGGCAGAGACCGAGGGAGGUGAGAACUCUGAACAGCUGAGCAGCAGCAGCACAUCCACCAAAUCAGCCAAGUCCGGCUCAGAGGUGUCGGCCGCAGCAUCCAAAGAGGCCCUGCAGGCUAUGAUCCUGAGUCUGCCCCGCUACCACUGCGAAAACCCGGCCAGCUGCAAGUCGCCCACGCUCUCUACCGACACCCUGCGCAAGCGGCUCUACCGCAUCGGCCUCAACCUCUUCAACAUAAACCCGGACAAGGGCAUCCAGUUCCUGAUCUCGCGCGGCUUCAUCCCUGACACGCCCAUCGGCGUGGCGCAUUUCCUCCUCCAGCGCAAGGGCCUCAGCCGCCAGAUGGUCGGAGAGUUCCUGGGCAACAGCAAGAAGCAGUUCAACCGCGACGUGCUGGAGUGCCAGCGCUACUGCAUGUGCAACCCCGAGGUGGUGCAGCAGUUCCACAACCCCGAUACCAUCUUCAUCCUGGCCUUCGCCAUCAUCCUCCUCAACACCGACAUGUACAGUCCCAAUAUUAAGCCUGACAGGAAGAUGAUGCUGGAGGACUUUAUCCGAAACCUGCGAGGUGUGGAUGACGGUGCUGACAUCCCCAGGGAGCUGGUGGUAGGCAUCUACGAAAGGAUACAGCAGAAGGAACUCAAGUCCAAUGAGGACCACGUCACCUAUGUCACCAAGGUGGAAAAGUCCAUCGUGGGCAUGAAGACAGUGCUGUCGGUGCCGCACCGCCGCUUGGUCUGCUGCAGCCGGCUCUUCGAGGUGACAGACGUGAACAAGCUGCAGAAGCAGGCGGCACAUCAGAGGGAGGUGUUCCUCUUCAACGACCUGCUGGUGAUCCUCAAACUGUGCCCGAAGAAGAAGAGCGCCUCCACGUACACCUUCUGCAAGUCGGUCGGCCUGCUGGGCAUGCAGUUCCACCUCUUUGAGAACGAGUAUUACUCCCAUGGCAUCACACUGGUGACCCCACUGUCGGGCUCCGAGAAGAAGCAGGUGCUGCACUUCUGCGCCCUGGGCUCGGACGAGAUGCAGAAGUUCGUGGAAGACCUGAAGGAGUCCAUCGCUGAGGUGACAGAGCUGGAGCAGAUCCGGAUAGAGUGGGAGCUGGAGAAGCAGCAGGGAACAAAGACGCUCUCCUUCAAGCCCGGGGGAGCCCAGGUGGAACCACAGUCCAAGCAAGGAUCACCCACAGCCAAGAGGGACGCUGCGCUGGGGGAGAAGCCCACGGAGAGCCCGGGGGAGGUGUCAAUUCACAACAGGCUUCAAACGUCCCAGCACAACUCCAGGCUGGGGGCCGAGAGGGGAGCGCCAGCGCCAGCGCCACUGCCAGACCCGCAGCCUAGCCCUUUGAGAGAGCAGCCCCCGCCGCUGCCACCGCUGCCACCCACGCCCCCAGGCACCCUGGUGCAGUGCCAGCAAAUUGUCAAGGUCAUUGUCCUGGACAAGCCCUGCCUGGCACGCAUGGAGCCCCUGCUGAGCCAGGCUCUCUCCUGCUACACCUCGUCCUCCUCUGAGUCCUGCGGCUCCACACCUCUGGGCGGCCCAGGGUCCCCAGUCAAGGUCAUCCACCAGCCUCCGCUGCCUCCACCCCCUCCCCCUUACAAUCACCCGCACCAGUUCUGCCCACCCAGCUCCCUGCUGCACCGGAGGCGCUACUCCAGCGGCUCCAGGAGCCUGGUGUAGCUCUGCCCCCAGCAGCCUGUUGCCCCAGGAAGGCCGGCCACCAGAGGGGGCCUCAGCUGCCCCUUAGCUGCUCCCCGCAUCCUGACAUUCCUGGUCACCAAUCACUGUUUGGAAGGAGAACCCUGAUCCCUGGCACGUGGAUUUGCUUGGUCCAGCCAUCCUGCCCUUACUCAGCUGAGCACCCCCCAAACCUGGAGACACCACCUCCUUCUCCUGGGGCCCCAAACAGCCAGAUGAGGUGACAUCUGCGGCCACCACUCUCCCCCGUUGGGCCAUAGAGGAAACGCACAGCUGGGGGGCCGACCACCUUGCAGGCUUAAAGUCUGUUCAUGGCCAAGCCUCGGCCCAUGGGCAGGAGCAGGAGGCUGGGGUGGCUGGCAGGGUCAACAAGCCCUGGAUGGAGGGGGGCUGGCCCACAGCAGGUGCCCCUGAGUGGAAGAGGGUAGCCCCAGCUCCCUGGGGGACCAGCCUGCAGCAGGCCAAAGGAGGAGCUGAUUCUGCUCCCCUGUCCUCCAGCCCACAAGUCUCGGGAGGCUGCGGCUGGGUCCCCAGAGACAUUGGCUCUCCUGGCCCCCUCCUCCCGGGGCCUUCUCACCAGCUGCCCUGGAUCCAGGAACGCUUUGAGAAGGGGAGGAGGGAAGACGAGCGCUUGGCUCUCUCUAGGUCAGUUCAGCAGGGCCAUGAGCUUACGAGGUCGUCUAUCUGCAAAAUGCACUUUGUAAAAUCAUUUAGUAGUUCCCCAGCCCCCAGUAAUACCCAGCCAAAGCCAAGUGCACACAGCACUGGCCUGUAAAAUGCACCAGAACCAGGUUAAGCGCUUCCACUGUUUCCACAGAAACAGGGGGAUCCACCAGUGGGGGUUCUGGGAGAGGUUCUCCUGGACUCAGAGUCAGGGCUGCCUCUUGCGUGACUCAGUGGCUCCAGGAAGAACCCGGAUGAGAAACAGGCAGGAGCAGGUAGGCCCCUGAGGACUCAAGUCUCCCCGCCGUCCCGGCCUUUAGCAGUUCUGGAGGCACAGAGCCCUUCCAGUGUGACUGGCGGAGUCCCUUGAUGUCCCAAAGGAGAGCCAAGCAGGGCUGCUGGCCUCCCAGGGUGAACCGGAGCAGAGAGCCAGCCUUGGGGGCCUGCAAAGCCCCAGCCCGAGGCGAGACAGCCCAUCCUCCAAGCCAGGGAUCGGUGCCCUGGCCAUCCCAUGGUGGAGGCUUCAGGAAGUACAUGCUGCAAGCCCAGCCGCACUGUGGUCCCGUGCCUGCAGCUACAGCGGUACUGCACCACAGUCCUCCCUCUCAGAGCCCACUUAUAAAGCCUCCAGGGAGGCGCCAUAGAUACUGGCUAAGUCCAGAGUGAAUCGGCUUCUCCAGCCCCAGCACACACCCUGUGCUGCAGCAUCCUGGGCCAGGGACGAGGCGAGGAUAAUCCCCACCCUCAGAGGGGCCGGCUGACCUAGUUUCCCAUGUACGUGUGUGAACGCCCAGACGUCAUCAUGAGGUCACUCAGUGAGUUUAUUUCUGGCUCCAUCUUGACAGCCUGGUUUCCAUAACUUGGAGCCAAUUUGCUGUGUCCCUCGUGACUCCCGGUCUGUUUGUUCCCCUCACCCUGGCUGCCUUGGCCCCUCCAGGGCCAUUCUGAACAGCACUGCUCGGGCCAGAGCCUGGAGGAGAGAGACAGCUGACAGAUGGAUCCACAGUCCGGACGCCUUGCUGCCCUGAGCCAGGGUGGGAGAUGUUAGGGUCUCGAGGGGUGACGGAGCUGCAGGGAUGGGAGUGGAGGCUGAAAACUGAGCACAAACCACAAACAGGAAGCAGGGUGUGAGUAGGAAAGAAUAGGAGUGAUGAGGGUAGCUAACUGUACUCAUGGGGUGGGAGCCAUUGGUGCCGGGGCUGCCGAAGAAGGGCACGGCCCUCGGCAGCUUUGUGCCCACGUCAGCGCCUUGUCCCUGCCCACAGUGUGAGCAAAGGGCCCCCUCCCAGUGGGCUGGCACAGCAACGCCGGCCCCUGCCUCCCGCUCGCUCAGCCAAAGCCCAGCUUCCCCGGCGGCAGCAACCACGGUCUCAGGGCUGACCUGUGCACAUCCGCUGGGCCCCGGAUGUUCAGGCCCCCAGCCCCUUCCUCAGGCCAGAGGCUCAUCCUGCAUUGCUGCAAGGCCCUGGGCCCCACAAGCAAUCCCCCAUGGGAAUCCUGCACAGAAAGAGACCGGCCUGGGGUGGGCAGCGCUGACCCAGGAAGGGUCAGGACGGGAAACAGCUGGCCCUCUUCCCUGAUGGGCAGGCUGGACUUCCCAGCUUCCGAAGCCUUCCUCCUUGAGCAGUCAGCAGGAUAGGCGGGGGCCCUUCUCUGUCUCCUCCCCAGAGACUAGGGACAUCCUCUGCCCUCCCCACGGGAGCAGCUAUGUCAGGGCCUCUCAGAGGGCCCCGAAGAGAUGCUCAGGGGCUCCUCUGCUCCCCCAAGACUGAGGGCGGUGCAGUGCUGACUGAGUCCCAAUCACCCUGAGACAACCCCACUUCAUCAGCCCUCUAGGCCUUACUUUGGGGGACCUGGGCUCCGCUCCCAUUUUAUCCAUUUGGCCCAAGUCCAGAUUCAAGAGUGGGCGAUAAAACUAGCUUCCUCACCCCUUCAGGGCAAGUCCCACUGCCAGACCUGAAGCAGGCCUGUCCAACACUUGUCCUGGAAGCCUGCCUCUCUGUCCGUCUGUCUCAAAGGUACCUGGGCCUCUGACUCCUCCCUCCCCGACACCUGUGCCCCAGAGCCUGCCAGGAUAUCUCUUGCAGCCGAUAGGCUUCCCUGGUGACCAUCCGUCUGUCUGUCCCUGAGUUCGGGGCGCCUCUCUUCUCACUGCACCCCUCCUCGCGCACACCCUUCACCCUGCCGGAGAGAUGCCUCUCUAGGGAAAGGCAGGGUGGCUGCACCCAGCAGUUAAUCCAAAUGGCAAAUAUUUUGUAACAAAAUAGCCCAGAGGUAUUUUAUCUGUUCAAUUCAUAGAGUUUUAGAGAUUAUAUUGAAAUAUGUCACUUGAGGAAA